This is a messenger RNA of Fonsecaea nubica, 732 nucleotides long. RefSeq names its product pyrimidine 5'-nucleotidase. Gene Ontology annotation, molecular function: nucleotidase activity. The record is from RefSeq and is a predicted model, not a curated record. Gene Ontology annotation, biological process: nucleotide catabolic process; pyrimidine nucleobase metabolic process. Bases 1 to 732 code for a protein of 243 amino acids. Lineage: Eukaryota; Fungi; Ascomycota; Eurotiomycetes; Chaetothyriales; Herpotrichiellaceae. The transcript has a single exon.
AUGGGCUCAGUCCAAAAUGAAACCGCAACCGCAACGGCCGAUAAGCGGGCUAUUUUCUUCUUCGACAUCGACAAUUGCCUCUAUCCAAAGUCCAGAAAAGUUCAUGAUCACAUGGCGCUCCUGAUCAACAAGUACUUCGUGACACAUCUCGACAUGUCGGCCGAGGAGGCGACGUACCUACACCACAAAUACUACAAAGACUACGGCUUAGCUAUCGAGGGCCUGUCGCGCUUCCAUAAGAUUGAUCCCCUAGAUUUCAAUCGAGAAGUCGAUGACGCAUUACCGCUGGAUGAGCUCCUGUCGCCGCAUCCUGAAACAAGAGCGAUGCUGGAGUCUUUCGAUAAGUCAAAAGUCAAACUGUGGCUCUUUACGAAUGCGCAUAUUACCCACGGCACACGUGUCGUGAAAUUACUGGGGAUCGACGAUCUUUUCGAGGGCAUCACAUACUGCGAUUAUUCUCAACAGCCACUCGUUCCCAAGCCACUUCCGGAGAUGUUCACCAAGGCAGAGCGGGAAGCUGGCGCAACACCAGAGACCCCCAUUUAUUACGUGGACGACUCCUAUCUGAAUUGCCGAGCAGCAUACGAGCGUGGAUGGACCAAUACCGUCCAUCUGGUCGAGCCGGGCGUGCCCGAUCCACCAGAAAAGGCGAGCAAGUAUCAAAUUAGCGAUCUCUCGCAACUUCUGGAUUUAUUUCCCGAGCUUUUGAAGACCAGUAACGGUUCGGUUUAG